GAGAACAUGCCUCUUGCAAAGGAUCUCCUUCAUCCCUCCCCAGAAGAGAAGAGGAAACACAAGAAGAAACGCCUGGUACGGAGCCCCAAUUCCUACUUCAUGGAUGUGAAUGCCCAGGAUGCUAUAAAAUCACCAGUCUUUAGCCAUGCACAAACGGCAGUUUUGUGUGUUGGCUGCUCCACUGUCCUCUGCCAGCCUACGGGAGGAAAAGUAAGGCAUACAGAAGGAUGUUCCUUCAGGAGGAAGCAGCACUAAAAGCACCCUGAAUCAAGAUGAAUGGGAAACAAUCUCAAUAAACACAUUUUGGGAACAACAACAACAAAAAAACCCUUCAAAAAACCUAGGAACUCCAGAUGACUUCCUUUGGGAAUUGUCCCUUAAUCCUUCAUGAGGAGUCAGGAGAUGACUCCUGUUUUUCAGGUGACAAAAUUGGGGUACGGCAAAGGUGAUCUGCCUACUUCAUUCAAAUCGCGAGCUAGACGCAGCGCAGGGACUCGAACCGCCGUUUUCCUUGCUUUCAAGACUACAGAGACCAACCGGUGAGCAGAAGGCCU
Molecule: messenger RNA, 554 nt
Organism: Chlorocebus sabaeus (green monkey)
Lineage: Eukaryota; Metazoa; Chordata; Mammalia; Primates; Cercopithecidae
Product: small ribosomal subunit protein eS27-like
Biological process (GO): translation
Cellular component (GO): ribosome
Molecular function (GO): structural constituent of ribosome
Source: RefSeq, a predicted model, not a curated record